GCUGCCGAUUUGUUCCAAGGACAGGUGCUGAGGCGGGUGGCAAGUCCGACUGCGCGCUGACGGGAGCCCCCGGCUCAGGCCCGGUCGGUGGGCGCGGCUGCCGGGACUUCCUGCCGCGAGGGACGCAGCCGCAGGCGUGGCUCUCGGCCCUGCACCGAGGGACCGAGGGACCGAGGGACGGAGCUCGGUCUCACCAGCUGGGGCAGAGCCUGCGCCUGGGGCUUCUUUGGGGGCUCAGGGCUGGUUCUCCGGGGGCCUAGAGCGCGCCCCGGCCUCCGUGCCCGCUGGUGGGCUCUGGGGACCCAGAGCCGCUGGCUGGCACGUGACAGGGGCUACACUGACUCGGGAAGAGGAGGAACUCCUGAAGGACAGCGGCCCGCCCCAGGCCCCCUCCGCCUGGGCCGCCGGAGGACUCCGGACACCAGGUUCCUCGCCCCAAGCGCAAAGCCCCUUCCGGAUAAGGCGACUGGCAUCCUGUUCAAAGAUGAACUGACUCCACAGAGCAAGCUGGUAACCACUGUGUGGUCUCUGUAGCGCACUGCUCCUCCCUUCAUCUCCUCCUCUGGAUUCUUGUCUUCAGCACACUUUGUCAGUGUUGGUGUUCUCGUUACUUUCUCCCAAGAGAUGUUUGUAGUUAUGGCGGCUUCCUCGGAGACCAGGGAACGGGACCUGGAAUGUGACGUCUCAGGAGAGACCAUCAGGAACUUCAUGGAGGCACUCCAAGCUGCUGGGCAGCUGUCAGCAGAUAAUAUCUUACAAACCCUCAAGUUGCUGGAAGUCAAAGUCCUGAAUAACAGGAUGACAACUUCAUCACGCCAGAAGGUGACGGACACCCUUGUGGACUACCUGCGGGCAGUGAAACCAGAAGGAGAACUGGAGGAGAUGUGUGUUUCAGUAUUAAUGGCCCUGGGGUCCCAGUCUCCAGAAAUGGUCAUCGUCAAACUGUGGGACAGACUGCAUCUGCACGACCUACCCCCGAGGAGCCUCCUGGUCACAGUGGGGAAGCUGAGCCUUGGCCAGGGGGUGGCCCCCUACCUUGGUGCCACGUGGGAGCACAUCCUGUGCCUUCUGAGGAUGGCCCAAGAGGAGGAUGACAUGUUGGCGAUAUGUCAAGCUCUCAGUGGCUUGGUCAUCAGUACCCGGAAGCAUCUGGAUCUGGGCUCUAAAGAUGAUGAAGUGAUGGACAUCACCCCAGAGGCAGUGUCCAUCAAGGCCUACCACACCCUCCGCAUUCUCUUCAACCAUUGGUCUCUGAAGAACAAGAACAAGGUGACUGAGCAAGUCCUGGUGAUAGCUGGCCACCUCUUCUUCCUCAUGCCACCGUCCAAACUCAAGAACCAAGUGAACCAGUUGAUCCAGUGGUUAAUGACUUUGAUAAGUACAGGAGUGACGCCUUUCUACAUUUCCCAGUGUAUCUGCCAGCUUGUGGACGCUCUGGCUGUCAGCGGCCGCGGGGGCGUGAACUUGGAGUCCCAGCUGGAGAACGUCGUGCCCAUGCUGUUCACGCAGCUGCACGAAAAAGUCAACACGUCAGAUCCCUACUCCAUCCAGAGCCACGGCCUCGCCAUGAGGGCUUUCUUCAUCCUGACGAAGUUACACAAUGACCAGGUGGUACUGUUAAUACGAAAGACCCUGGAAUCCAAGGAUCCGGCCAAGAUAGUGCCAGCCCUUCAAGUGUUCAUGGAAAUAUUUCAGGAAGUGCCCCAGACAGAGACGCUCAAGCGUGAGGUGAUGCACUCCAUCGUUGUGCUGAUUCAGGAAGAUCUCAAACCAGUGCGGAAGACCCUUCUGAGCUUCCUUGAGAUGCUGGGCCGGCUCGGCUACCUGACCCUGUCCCAGGGAGACGUCGUCAUCGACUAUGCCAUCCAGCUCUGCCAGUCUGACCGCUCAAAUGAAGAGGACAUCCAACUAAAGUGUUCCAAAAUCCUACAGAUGGUGCCCUUGCCUAAGCUGAUCACCUUGCUGUGUCAGCCCAGCAACAGCCUGGCCUUCGUGCCGCUGAGUAAGACGGCCACGGAGAUGGCCCUGAGGGCCCGGACCCUGGGCCAGGUCCCCUACCUCAGCGGCUUCCACCUCCAGCCCACCCAGUUCAUCUCCCCACAGAAACUCCUGGUCCACCUUGUGAUGUUUUCCCUGAAACCCUAUAGAGAAAAGGAAUUUGGUGUAAGCUCGCUAAGGCUACUGAAUGCCUUGCAUCCUAUCACCUCGCUGCACCCCAUUAUCAACCUGGAUGUGGGCUGGCUGUGGGCAAAGGAGAUCCCCAAGAUGCUGCAGAUCCUGGAUGAUCACACCGAGAAGACCCUGAGUCAGAAGGAGUGGCAGGACAGGCUGCUCCAGUUUUCAAGUCAGUCUUUAUUGGCCAUCAGUGAUGACAACUGGCUGGAACAGCUCCUCAGAGUCAUCUUGGAGAGGAUAAAUUAUUUCAGCGACGAAGACGAGGAGAAGGCUUUCCUGUAUAAGUUAUUCGGCUUCUGCCUACGGACCGCACGGAACACGGAACUGUUGAAGAGCAUGCUUUCCUCCAUCCUGCAGACUGCCCACGAGGAACUGCAGGAGAGGGAGGGCAUCGCCGUGGUGCUCAGCAUUGUGUCCACGAAGCAUCUGAAGACAGCCCUGGACCACCUGCAGGCGUACGGUGCUGUCCUCACCGACAAGGCCUCAUCCUUCAUACUCAGACUGAUGAAGGAGCAUCAGCCCAGGGAGUGGGGGAUGGUCUGUCACACCAUCUACUUGUGCUACAGCAAGAUUGUCUCAGAGAGCAAGGCGGCCGCUGUCGAGCACUUGGACGCCAUCCUGGCCCUGGUCCUGCAGCACUACCGCCACUGCAUCGUGGAGAAGGACAAGAACCUGAAGCUGGACUACCUGGACGCUCUGACCAAGCUGACCGGGGUCCUGGGCAGCCAGCCCGCGGCCUUCCGCUUGGAGUUCCCCCACAAACUGGAGAUGGUGGCCUUCAUGGUGGAGCUCAUCAAGGAGGAGCCGCUGACCUCCAUCUCCAGCCCCAUCAGGCAGAAGGCGAUGAGCAUUGUCACUGACUUCAGGCAGAUCAGGCCCCUCUUAGAGGUGAAGGAGAGAGCAGAGCUGCUCCGGGCGUGCUACAAGAGUGUGUUCUGCCUGCCGCCCACAGAUGUGUUGCGAAAGGAGGCGUCCAGUCCCCGGGAGGCCAGUGCCAACGUGGAUCUGUUCAGGGAGACCCUGCAGUCCCUCCAAAAGCUAAUGGAAACACUUAUUGUCGAGAUGCCCACUCGGAUCCAGCACUGCUUGGAGUUCCUGGACAUGUGGCUGAACUCCCAGAAGGACAGUGAGCGGGAACGGGCCAUGUGGUGCACAGCCUGUAUUCUUGGCUUCACUGCAAAAAUGAACAACUUUGAAACAGAAAUCGAGUUCACCCGGCUGGGGCGCUUGGUGAGGCUGCUGGCCGUACGCUGCCAGGACCCCGUGGACAAUAUCUGCUUUCUGUCUGCCCAGGCCAUCUACAGCCUCUACUGCAUCCUCCUGCAGCAAAAGAAGACGGCAAGGAAAAAACAGGGCUUGUGGGAGGAAGAGGGCAGGAGCGAAGUGUACAGUGCCAGCGUGUUCUACAACAGCACUUUUGAGAUUGCCGAGGCGUUCGCAGAGUACUUCACCCAGAUGCAGGUCACCAACCUGGUGCUGACGGCCAUGGAGGGCCUGACCAACAGCAAGGCCAAGGAGUCUCUGGCCGCAGCCCAGCUGAUGAGUGGUGUCCUGAAGGAGCGGGGCAGAGAUAUGAUGAAGAUUGAGGAAGUUGUGGAGGGCAUCCUGGAAUGGCUCAGUUUGCAGCUGGAGCCCAGUACGAAGGAGGAGACCCUGCGGGCCAUGUGCCUGCUGGCGGGCAACAACGCCCACAUUGUGGUGCCCCUGCUGCUCAACAAGCCCCUGCCCUGGAACAGAACCAGCCUGUCGCUGUGGAAGGUGUUUGGCACCCAACGAGAGACCACAAUCGGUAUCCUGCAGGUGCUCAUAGGCGUCCUGGAAAAGCUCGACUCCAGGGACGAGACCGGGGAGAUGCCCUUCCAGCCUGUGGCGGUGGCCUGUGCGUUGUGCGAGAUGCUGUCAGGAUCCCUGUGCCAGGAGGCCGUGAAGGAACUCUACCCGCGGCUGCUGCUGGCUGUGCUGCAUCAUCUCUGCUGGGUGAUUGAGCAGAAGCCCCCCCAGAAGAUGGUGGUCUACACCAAGGAGGGGGGCCUGGGCAGCAAGAGCAAGCCCUUCGAUCCCACUAGCUGUGCCCUGGAGGUGGUGAAGCUGGUGCUGUUGGCAGCCGCGUAUGAGGGCGUGGUGUUCUAUGGAAAUCAGCAUCGCAGCUGGGACCUCCUGUCCUGCCCCAGAUUUUACUAUAUGGGGAUCAUGGACCUGACCAGUGCCAUGGUGAAGAACUGUGAGCCGGCCGUCCUGCACCAGCUCCUCAGCCUCGUCAGGAACUUCCUCUACAGCUUAGAUCACCGUUGGAAGACCCUGGCCAGGGCCUUGUACGCGCAGCUCCUCUGGCACCGGUCAGUGGCUCAGACUCUGGGGCACGACUUCCUGAGCAACCUUGUCAAGUGGAUCAAGGAGCCUGACCUUGUUAUGAAGGAAGUUGGGCUCCGGGGCAUCGGUAACCUGGCACUGCAUCCAGGACAGUCGGCAUCUCUGAAGAGCCUGGUUCCAUCCUUGAGAGACCUGCUGAAGAACGAGGUGCGCGUGACGGUGCAGGCAGUGAAGAGCCUGCGAAACAUCAUCUGCCACGGGCAGGCAGAGGACACUAAGGUGGUCUUCUGCAGCAUCUCCAAACACCUGCGCCCACUCAUCAACGAUGAGAGGGACCAGGUGAAGAUCUCAGCCACCUCUGCCCUGGGCCACAUGCUGCAUCAGGUUGACAAAUGUAAGCCUGGGCCCUCCAUCUGGAGGGAGAUCUACACUUUCCUGGUCCCGCUGCUGCUCAGUAUUCAGGACAACAACCCCGAGGUGGUCAAGGCCUGUGGAGGGGCCCUGACCGAGUGGACUAAAGUGAUUGGCUGGUCAUCGCUCACACGGACAUUCCGCCACACCACCCUCAGCGACCACAUCCAGGUAUUGGAAGAGACAUGCAAGUACCUGGUGGGCGCCAGCAGAAGACAGCUCUUGGGGGAGUUACUGUCCCAGAGCUUCGGCUUCCUGAAGAGCCCUCAGCCCUUCCUGAGGACGGCUGCCGUCAGCUUCAUAGAAUUAACAGUUAAAAGGAUAAGCAUGAGUCACUUACACGAGGAUGAUGUGCAGCUGUUCCGGAAUGCACUUGAGCGUCUGAGGGAUGAUCCUGCGCAGUCGGUCCAGCGUUCGGUCGACACCGUCCUGAAAAGGCUUGACGGGUGCGCCAGCGCCAGGCACGUCUCUGCGUCCAGGUCGAGCCAGCUGGGCAGCACCUUCUUCAAAGUCCCGCAGAGGAAGAAGCGACUGUUUAAGCCGGUCAAGUGGGAAAGAGAGGAUGAGGACCAGCAGGAGAAGAAGACCCCGAACUGGUUCAAGGCGCCGCUGAAUUUGCUGCGCGCCCGGCACACCAGGAAGGUGAGGAACUCUCCGCUAACGGAAGGCGGCGCGGGGGAAAAGACGGCCGCGUCCCAGGCGCCGAAGGCGCGAAGUCGGCUGGAGGAAGCCGGGCCCGCGCCCAAGUGAGCUGCGCCGGGGCCGCCCGAGUCUCUAGCGCUGUGGACCAAGGCCUUUUCCCCUUGUAGUCCGGAUGCCAGGGCCUCACUCCCCCGUGGGCUUUCCCGCCUCUUGUCCGACUGGAUGGAUUAAACCCCAGGAGGCAGUUUUGACCUUGGAGGAUCCAGUGCGUGGCUUGUCCUCUGUCUCCCUGGGGAUUGUUGACUAUCAGCAUAUGUAUUUGUCAGUAAAAUGUAUUUUCUCAUCCUGA
Messenger RNA from Camelus dromedarius (Arabian camel), 5887 nucleotides. Its product is annotated as maestro heat-like repeat-containing protein family member 1. NCBI's taxonomy places the organism in Eukaryota, Metazoa, Chordata, Mammalia, Artiodactyla, Camelidae. Bases 625 to 5646 code for a protein of 1673 amino acids. Gene Ontology annotation, cellular component: cytoplasm. The record is from RefSeq and is a predicted model, not a curated record. The transcript has 42 exons.